GGCGGGGGAGCCCGGCCCCAGCGGGCCGCCGCUCCCGCUGCCGCUCGGGCCGCCGCCGCCGCCCGCAGCUUCUAGGACACUGGUCUUGAAGCAGGACACACCUGACUGGUACAACACGAAGUGCAGAGAAGGCAGGCUCAGCCCGGAAGAGUCUACAGUCAACAUCUCUGGCUUUAACACAGCGGCGCAACACCAGUUCCUAAAUGGCCUAAAUAUCCUAUGGCAGGGUGUAUGUGAACGUGAAGCCGUUUGCAGUCCUGCGCCUGUCCCGUGAUGGCUGGCUGCAGGAGCACGCCUUGGUGGGAUUUUUGCCAUGUUGGUGUGAGACUCUGUAUCCAGAUGGACCAGAAAACCAUGAUGUGUGCCUUUGGGAACGUGGGCUGAGGUCAGCUGCGGAGCUGAAAACGUAUGGACAGGAAGAAAUGCAGCGUGUGGAUGUUCUUGCCUCUUGUGUUUACCCUGUUUACUUCAACCGGAUUAUGGAUAGUGUACUUCAUAGCAGUGGAAGAUAACAAAAUUAUUCCGCUAAGUGUGCCAGAUAGGAAACCUGGUGCCAAAAGACCACCUUAUAUAAGUAUUUCAGGUGAUGCACCUCCUGCAAGCUCUGUCUUUAGCCAAGUCAUGAACAUGGCAGCGUUUCUAGCGCUUGUCAUUUCUGUCCUGCGCUUCAUCCAGCUGAAGCCCAGGGUGCUAAACCCUUGGCUGAACAUCAGCAGCCUGGUGGUGUCAUGCCUGGCCUCCUUUGGGAUGACCUUACUUGGCAACUUUCAGCUUUCCAACAAUGAGGAGAUCCACAACGUGGGCACACUGAUGACCUUUGGCUUUGGGACCUUGACAUGCUGGAUCCAGUCUGUCCUCACCCUCAAGAUCAACCUGAAGAACGAAGGACGGAAGGUUGGGAUCUCACGAGUUACCCUGUCGGCCAGCAUCACCCUCUGCAUGAUUCUCUAUUUCGUCCUAGUGAUGCAGAGCAUCCACAUGCAUGCUGCCAGGAUCCAGUGGGCCCUGGUGAUGUGCAUCCUCUGCUACUUCGGCACAUUUGCGGUGGAGUUCAGGCACUACAGAUUUGAGAUCAUUUGCUCUGAGUACCCGGAAAACGUCCUGAGCUUUUCCGAAAUCCUAUCUGAAGCCUCUGAGUACCAGACGGAUCAGGUGUAGCCCGUCCUCUAGCAGGGUGAAGGGGGCUGGUGUGUUCUUAUAGGUUUAUCAUGACCUCACGUAUACUGUUUUGAUAAGUUUAUUUUCCAUGUGCAAUCACGAGCGUAUUGCCAAAGGGCUCUGAGGGACGGCUGGCUCAUUAUGAGCCAAAUGAAAAUAGCUGUCUGAUGGAAGAGGAAUGGGGCGUUUUGAACCGCGGCAGGAGAGGGCACACGUUUAUGCUACCAGCGGCUCUUUCUCAGCAGCUGCCGCAGUCCUGCUGUUCAAGACGCGCGGCAGCCGGUCCUCGUGACGCCUCUCUGAGGCUGGCACCAGCACCCUGGGACUGUUCUGCAGAGGAGGGAAUGAAGGAAAGGGAGUUCUCCAGGCACAGAGAGUCUGCAGGAGCUGCCAGUUGCCAGUUCCCAAGUCACCAGACCGCUUUUUUCACGUGUGUGUGUGGCAUUGUUUUGUUUGCUUUGGCUAUGUGUAACUUGGUGGGCGCGAGAAAGCAGCUGUUUCUUCUGGACUUGGCCUCUGCCAGGGGCAGAUCCAAAUGAACGGGCUUUCGCCACGAGCAGGCCGGCAUUUCUUCCAGCCGGCAAAGCAGCCAGAGGCGAAGCCGGCUUUGGGUGAGGUGAGGCUAUGGGGCACAGGAAGGAGGCAGCGAAACUUGACUGAUGCCACCUUGUAGCCAGGUGGGUUGUGCACAUGCCGGAGAGGACGACCCCAUCCAUCUCUGUGCAGCGCUGCACUUGGCUUCGCCUCACAGGCUCAGCGGCUGGAGCUGAGCAAAGCGAGGUGCUGAUUUCAGACAGGAAGGCCUGUACGCACUAAAGAUGACCCAGAGAAGGUGACUUUCUCUGAGGGGUCAGUGCCUCCACCACAUAACAUGCCUAACAUUUCAAAAGCCUUAUUUUUAUUUUUUUUAUUUUUUUAUUUUUUUCAUAGACAGGGAGAAACAUUGUUUUUUUUAAGACACUGGACUUGCCUGCAAUGGAAAUAUACAUUGCAAGUGGGUUUCACAUGUAUUUUUUGCUACUCGUGCACUUAGAAGUCAAUUUUCAGAGAUGCUGAUGCUACAGCUAGGCUCUGCCUAGGCUCCAGACCUCCCAGUGUGGCCAGUUUCCCUGAGCAGGGGCUGCCACAGGCUCCGGCUUCGAAGGGUGAAGCAGUGCUCCAAGGAGCACAGGCCUGGUGGGACACAGCGUGGGAGCAGCGCUUCCCCAGGGCUCGGGGCUGUGGCAGAAGGGCUUCUCCCAGCCCGGCCCUCAGGGACAGGGCAUUACCCAGUCCUUCCCCCUGAGCUGAAUGCCCAAAACCCAAGGAGUUUUGUUGUGUGCUCGCAAGCGGCUCUUGAAUUGGAAGACUGGUUGAAAUACCAAAAAAAAAAAAAAAAAAAAAAGAGGCACUUCUGCUGCAGGCAGGUGGGCUGCUUCUCGCAGAAAAAAAAGCGGACGCACAAAGCCCGUGUCUGAGCCCCCGAGUGCGGGAAGGCUGCGGUAUUGGGCGGAGGGGCCGGGAGGGGCCUCACUCCAGCAUCAGGCCUGUUCCUCCCCGCCGCAGGCCAGGCUCAGCUGAGCUUUGCGCCUCUUGGCUAAGCUGACAUGGGGCAUCUUGUCAUCCCUGCAGGAAAGUAAGCAGAAAUGAGAAUGGUGGCAAGAGACGCUUGAAGGGGAACUCGUACCCCAUAGUUGCAUUGCUGACGGAAAGGCCAGGGCGCAGGGGACUUCGGCGCUCUGCAAAGGGCAGAGCCCUCUGCUGAACGCAGGGACGCUGACCGGGGGGAG
Molecule: messenger RNA, 2927 nt
Organism: Rhea pennata
Lineage: Eukaryota; Metazoa; Chordata; Aves; Rheiformes; Rheidae
Gene: TMEM150C
Product: transmembrane protein 150C
Exons: 10
Coding region: 409-1158 (249 amino acids)
Cellular component (GO): plasma membrane
Source: RefSeq, a predicted model, not a curated record